Messenger RNA from Plasmodium gonderi, 774 nucleotides. RefSeq lists its product as hypothetical. The record is from RefSeq and is a predicted model, not a curated record. The transcript has a single exon. Lineage: Eukaryota; Apicomplexa; Aconoidasida; Haemosporida; Plasmodiidae. The coding region runs from base 1 to 774 and encodes 257 amino acids.
AUGGACGGAACAUAUGGGAUGAGAACCGUUUUGAAUUCUUCCCGGCUUGCUGAGGAAAAGAAAUACGACAUGAACACAACAGAUUUGGGCCAUGGAAGCAUGAACACAAAUUACAUGAUGAACGGAACAGUGUUAACAAAUGGUUACAACAACUCUGGUGAUUAUAUGAUAAACAGAGAAAAGUAUCCAGCUGAUAUGAUUCCACAGUUUAAAUUAGAUCAGGGAUUAAACACCUAUAACAAUACAAUGCCAAUGAAUAGUGUCAUACAUGCAGAUCCAAAUGAUUCCUUAAGCAUGCAAGGAAUGAAGACAUGCCUAGAAACUACUACCGGUUUUGACAGUUAUAGAAACUUAAUGAAUUAUAACAAUACACAGAAUACAAUUCAGCCUAAUCAAAUUCCAAUUAAUUUAGAUGAUUAUAACACUGCAGGAGACCUAAUGUAUAUGAAUCAAAAUGCAGGUGAUAAUUUUCCUCCUGAAUAUGUUAAUAAUUUAAGAACAACAGAUACAGAUCAUAUGAUAUAUUCAAAUAAUUUUAAAGUCCCGAAUGGAAAUUUCAAUACAAUGAUGCCUAAUAAUAAUUAUAAUAACUUACCAUAUUCGAUGCCAAUAUUUGAAAAUAUGAAUAAUCCUCAGAUGUUUAUGCAACAGAUGAAUCAAAAGCAACCUAUGAGUGGUCUUACUCCUCAAAUGGAACAUACAUGUAGUAUCAGAAAAAUGCCUGCUGUGAACAAGAGAAAAAUUAAGCCCAAGAAGUUUUUUCCAUGUUGUUAA